This is a messenger RNA of Trichoplusia ni (cabbage looper), 460 nucleotides long. It is a transcript of the gene ND-MLRQ, whose product is annotated as cytochrome c oxidase subunit NDUFA4. The record is from RefSeq and is a predicted model, not a curated record. NCBI's taxonomy places the organism in Eukaryota, Metazoa, Arthropoda, Insecta, Lepidoptera, Noctuidae. The coding region runs from base 126 to 371 and encodes 81 amino acids. The transcript is spliced from 3 exons.
GCAACACCUUGCAUGCGAGGUUGUCAGAUUUUUUCAGCACUUGUAAUCUGCAGUGAAUCGAUUGUAUUUCUUUUCUGCCUACUAGGCAAAUUGUGAUUGCUAUUUAUUACUAAAAAACUUUUAAAAUGCAGGGCCUGUCACUUGAAAGCUUGAAGAAGCACAAAGCUUUGAUCCCACUGUACGUGUGCGUGGGCAUCGGGUGCGCAGGAGCCGUGUUCUACCUGGGCAGGCUGGCCACGCGCAACCCUGACGUGUCCUGGAACAAGAAGUCCAACCCCGAACCCUGGGAGGAGUACAGGGCGAAGCAGUACAAGUUCUACUCGCCCGUCCGGGACUACUCGAAGGAGGAGUCCCCCGCGCCCAAGUAUUAGUCAAGCCAACCGCUUACUUACGUUAAUCAAGUGUUACUGCGAACUUUAGAUGUUAUAAUUUAAUAAAUAGCAACAAUUAUGUGAUAAUA